AUGGACGUCCCGCACUCCCUGCCCAACCGCCAGUUCCAUGUCGCUCCCUCCGAGCACUUCAUUCACUCCGUCCACGGCACAUAUCCACGCCUGUGUCGUCUCCCCGAUGGCUCCCUCCUAGCAGGAUACACUACUUUCUCGACCCUUGCAACAGAUGAUACCAACCACACAGUCAACGAACACAUUCUAACCAUCGCCCGCAGCACCGACAACGGACAUUCAUUCUCUCCCUGGGGCGAAGUCGCCCGUUCCGCAGGCGACCUGGACAAUCUCUUCCUGUUACCCCUCCCAAACAGUGAAACUGUCCUUGCAGCCUUCAGAAACCAUGACCUUUCCCCUGAGGACGGCAAGAUGCAUACUUUUUUCCGCAUCACUGUUUGCGAGUCCACUGAUGCAGGUCAAACAUGGCACUUCUUGUCCCAAGCAGCAGAGAAAGAAGCCCCGUUUGGAUUUUGGGAGCCAUUCCUUCGUCUUGGAUCUGAGCCGGGGGAGAUUCAGCUCUAUUUCUCACAGGAGUUUGCCCCUGACGACCAGAACACCAUGCUCACACGGAGCUUUGAUGGAGGAAGGACCUGGUCGACGCCAGUCAUCGUCACUGGUGAAGGGGAAAGACUUCGUGAUGGGAUGGUUGGGUUGGCUAAGACGUGGGAUUGUUUCUAUAUUGGUAAUGGCGACGAGGAGGGUGAAGAAGGGGAGAAAACCCGGCGCGAGGCGUUGGCUUUGGUAAUGGAGACUACUCGGCAUGGCCCAUUUUCCAUCGAAGCAGUAUUAUCCUAUGAUGGGGGACAUACCUUCGGACAUAGACAAGUCGUCUAUGAACCCAGACACGGCAAGCAUGCUGGUGCGCCUCAGAUUGCAUCGUUUGUGGAUGGUUCCGUGGCAGUGGUGUUCAUGACGGAUGAGGAUGGGGAUGGGAGGAGUCAUUGGCCGCAUGGGGCACAGAUUAAGGUUGUUUUCUCUGGGCCGCCGAUCAAUGGCCGGUUUCAUUGGACGAGCCCGAUGGUGGUGGGGGAUUCUCCGAGUUUUUGGCCGGGUAUUAUGAGGGUUGGUGAUCACCAGGUACUGGCAGUUUAUGAAUUGUCGUCGAGUAUUAGGGGCAAAAUACUCUCAGUUACCAGCUGGAUGUAG
This is a messenger RNA of Thermochaetoides thermophila DSM 1495, 1128 nucleotides long. Its product is annotated as dehydrogenase-like protein. The record is from RefSeq and is a predicted model, not a curated record. The transcript has a single exon. Bases 1 to 1128 code for a protein of 375 amino acids. NCBI's taxonomy places the organism in Eukaryota, Fungi, Ascomycota, Sordariomycetes, Sordariales, Chaetomiaceae.